UAUAUCUGGCCCUUUGAGGACAGCCGCUAUGCUGAUGUGGCCCUCGGUGGAAAUGAGUUUGACUGCCCUGCUCUAAACCCAUAAACUACAGCAACAACACCAAGCAUGUCUGUUUCUGUCUGCAUAGAACAUCCAGAAAAUGCAUCAUAUGUCCAGAAGAGGGCGCUGGAAACCAGUUUUUCUGACCGGCUCCCGUUCAUUUUAGCUUCUCCAGUCAACUUCUAGAUGAGCAGAUGAGAACAAAGCUUCAGUCUGGAGGAUUUUAUGGUGGAAGGAAACAUUUCAAAUAUUUGUCAAACAGACCAAAACAAUCCAGAAAAGACUGAACCCAAAGGUAGAGAAGCUGCUCUUUGUGUUUCAGCUCACCUUGGCACAAGGCCCCAUGCCACGCCCACUAAGGGAUGGAUGUGCGUCUGUGAGCUUCCAGCGCUCAGACAUUGAGACUGUGGACACUUUGAAUCACCUGGUGUUGACCUGAUGCAGACUGUCCUCCCGACAGCAGACAGAGUCCUGCAGCAGCAGCACGUCCCUGCAGAGAGGCCUGCAUCCAUGCUGAGGUUAGCACCAGCUGUUCUUCCUCCUGAUGUUGUUGGUCAUCACUACAGGUUUUUUUCUAAAAAGGCUGUAGAAAGACAGAAAGAUCCCUUUUGUGUGAUUAAUAAGGUUUUUUUUAUAUCAAUUUAUGUUAUUUUAAAUCAAAACCCAACAUUUAUAAGAAAAAUAAUUUAUUAAAAAAUGUCACUUAAAAUAGAAGAAAUGUGUCAAACAAACCAUCCUUCCUGUUUUACAGGUAUGUCACAUGUUUCAUUUAUACAGCCCAGUAUUACAACACAGUCGUCGUAACAGUCCUCACUAACUGUACCAAACAGAAAAAAACUAUAGCUGAUUGCUAAACUAAACUACUCUAAACAAAGCUAAGCUAAGCUAAACUAAGCUAAGUUAAACUAAACGGGACAUCUCCACCCUUGAACCUUCCUUCUCGGUAAGGAAAUCCUCCUAAAACAGGAUUUCGUUAAAAAAAGAAGAAACAUCAGGGGUGUCCACAUAAAGGACACCGCUAGCUCCACAGAGAAAGUGGGCGUGUCUAUUACCCUGGGGGCAGCGCAGACUCUUCCUGGACAUUUGUGAUGUCACAAAUAUGAGGACCCACUGGUUGAAUACGCAGAAAUGCAUGAAUGGAUCCAAAUACCACUUUGGGUUUUUCUUAGUGAGGAAUGAAGAUGAGAAAACACUUAAAAGCUCAGAAAGUGGUUUUGUAUGAUGUAGCCGCUCUAACAGCGGGGCAGUUCUCAUCUUUAUGGGUGAUGAUGGGGCAUUUGUGGUUUGGGUCGGAUGUCACUGCAUAUUUACUACGUUACUUUACUGUCUGGACCUGGCAUCACUAUCAACAUCUGUAAUGAAUGAGAGUGGGUCUCCAAACAGGCUUAUUAGUAAAAACGGGUCAUUCCUUCCAUCUGGACCCAAACGAUGAUCAAAGCAGGUCUGGACUGUUAAUCACUGAUUUACAUUCUUUUCAUGGGGAAUUAUUAAAGUUCAACCAAGAAAGAAAAAAUAAAACCAUAAAAGUAAAAAAGAAAGUGGUCUAAUCCUCCUUUCUAACAUUACAGGUGCACACAGUUGCUCCUUUCCAGACUAAAGAAGCAGGUUUCCAAAGAUGAGGAUGAGGCUCCACAGCUGCGAUCUCUGACCAUCUUUUUUUUUUGAAGAAGAAGAAGAAUUGUGGGAAAGUCUUUCUGAUUGGUUCUUUUCUCCAGUGAACACUGGGACUUUGGUACAAACGGGUUUUGAGAGAAGAGUCUCUUCUGAAGGAAGGAAGGCAGAGAAGGAGGCAGAGAACACGUGCGCGCGCGCGCGCGCCUGCAGAUCUCGCGUACAGUUGGAGCUGCUGCUCCGUGUGAGGAUGAUCCUCCUCUGACCGUCCCGGAGCUGACGCGCCGCUGAUGCUGCGUGUUCUGCCGGGUCAUCCCCGGUCCGGACGAACCCGUCUCUCCUCGGUUCUGAUCCUCCCGGUGAAGUUGACUGCGGCGCCAGGAACUCGUGCAGAUCCGCUCACGGAGCGGCGCGAGGAGCAGCCAGACUGGUCCUGUUUUUCCCGCUUGGGCCGGUGUUCAUCCCCUGCUUCACACGUCAGUGGAACCUUCCAAUCUGCUCUGACAUUCAUGCUAAUCUGAUUAGGAAGAUUUCCUCUUCAUCAAUGACGGCCAAGAUGGAGACGCCUUUCUACCACGACGACUCCUCUGCGACGGCCGCCUUCAGUCACGUCACCGAGUACGAGCAUUACCCGGGAAACAAGACGCCGAUGAGCAAGAAGAUCAUGUCGGUGGCAGGCAGCCAUCCCUUCCUCAGCGCCACCAACAGCGUUCCAGGAGGACGGGCCGGGAACCACAACCAUCUGGGGCUCGCCGGUAACAGUGCCCUGCUGACGUCAGGCGCCUCCUCCGACAUGAACCUGCUGAAGCUGGCCUCCCCUGAGCUGGAGCAUCUCAUCAUUCAGUCCAACCAAGGACUGGUCACCUCCAGCCCGGCGCCAGGUUCCACCAACCCUUUCAUCUACCGCGGCCAGGCCACCAAUGAACAGGAGGGGUUUGCAGACGGCUUUGUCAAAGCACUGGCAGACCUUCACAAGCAGAACCAGCUGGUGGGAGGGGGGCACAUGUCUCCGUCGUCAUCCUCCAGCGUUUCCCUUCAAACGUCUUAUCAAAGGAGCUUGAUGUCGGGGGGAGACAUGCCGGUCUACACCAACCUCAGCAGCUACAGCCCAGGCCAAAUGCCGUACUCUGGAGGGCAGAUGGCGUUCAGCGGAGGUUCAGGUGCUCCACAGCCCCACCCUAGAGGCUUGGAUGCCCCUCAAACUGUGCCAGAGGUGCCUCACCCCGCAGGUGACCCCACCUCUCCACCGUCACUUUCUCCUAUUGACCUGGAGACACAGGAGCGAAUCAAAGCGGAGCGAAAGAAGCUCCGCAAUCGCAUUGCUGCAUCCAAGUGCCGCAAACGGAAGCUGGAGCGAAUCUCCAGACUGGAGGAGAAGGUGAAGGUCCUCAAGAGUCAGAACUCGGACCUGGCCUCCACCGCCGCCAUGCUGCGGGAGCAGGUAGCUCAGCUCAAACAGAAGGUCAUGAGCCACGUCACCAAUGGCUGCCAGAUCUCCGUCGGAGCCACGUCCUCCUCCAAAUCCAGAGGCGGAUGCGCUGGAAGUGACGUCUGACGAGACGAUGAAGGGCAUGACGGCACGCCUGCAGGCUGGAGGGUCACCACCUCGGUUUCCACAUUUUGCUGGAGCCGGCGGAUGUCGUGAGCUCAGAACUUUGGUGCCAGCGCGGCAGAACCAGUGGAUAUGUACAGAGACGCUCCUCAGUCCCAGAGGGUCUGUCAAUCAUCCACACAGAGGCGGGACUUACAGAACAGGUGCAAGACAAGUCUGGGAACACCUGGGAUCUUUUUCUGGAUCCGACAGAACAGAGGUUUUUGGCUGCUGUUCUGCAGGACUCACUGUACAAAGUGUGUUAUUUUGUGGUUCUGUUCUUUAAACGGCUUAUUCCUUCAGUGACUAACAGCUGUGCUGCACAGGGAGAACACGGAAACUUUCCAAGAGGAGAAAGACUUUCAAAGACAGUUUGAACUGAAACUUCACUUCAGCUCGUGUCUUUAGAAUCAGAAUCAGAAUCAGAAUCAGAAUAGGUUUUAUUGCCGGGUUCAGUAGAGCGCACUUUACAAAACGAGGAAUUUGUCUUGGUGUAUAGUACAAUUAAAAUAAGUUAAAAAAUUAAAUUAACACAACAACACACUAUAUACAGUUGAGUAAGGUGGGAGCACAGGUGGGCUGGGAUGGUCUGUAAGUAGCAGCGAUAGUCCUUUGGUGGGGGUAACCAUCAGAACAGAGAAGAGUACAGAUACUUGAGGUUCAUUUGUAAUGGGAUUCUAGAAGACCUUUUUCCUGACUCCUCUUCUAAUUUUGUUCAGAAGGUUUCUGCAGCUGUAGUUUGGGAUUCUUUAAGAAAUCAAACCUUCACUUUCAAACAGGAGGUCAAAUAAUUGAAUUAGAUUGAUGGAUUCACUGUUGUUUAACAGGAAAGUUCCUAGAGAUCCAUUGAUCUCUGAUGGCAAAGCAGUUUCCCACUAAGACAUUUCAUGUGAUUUCAUAUCAUUCUGAAUUCAUGUCAUAGAAUCAUUGGAACACACAGAUUGUGUGUUUAUUCAUCAACAAUGCCUCUUUUUUGACUGACAGCUCUGAUUUGACUGCAGUUCUGGGGAAGUCAGGUGUUUCUCUGGAAAUGUUGAGGUUUUUUGGCAGCUGUUCCUGCAGAAAGUAGUUAUUAUCGGCUGAAUUCAAAGGUUUUAGAGGAUUGAUUUACCAGAAAAAAAGUCUUUGGUUAAAAGUUUUAGUUAAGAAAUCGGAUCUUUGUUCUGAAAACUAAAUCCAGACAAACAAUCAGCUCCUUUUCUGAACUACUGUGAAGAGAAACCGUCCAAAUGUUGGAAUCAACGUUCUAGGAUGAUGGCUUCUACGUUCACAUUUCUGCAAAAAGGACAAAUAAAACGUUUUAUUCAGAUUUUCUGAUCAUAAUGUAACAAUAAAGAGGAAAAAGAUCUCCGUGUUCUGUUAGGAUCCAGCACAGUGGAGACUUUUCCUUCACAUCUGUGACAUCAUUUCUGUCUUUUUGUUCAUAGAAUUAUGAUCCCUGAUCAUCAUUUGUGAUAUUAAGUAGAUUUGAUAUUUAUGUGGAACGUUCUGAAGGUUGUGGUUUUUGAUGUCAGCCUGAAAAAACAGAAAGGAAAAGGUCCCCCCCCCCCCCGGGUGAGAUCACUGGGACAGACAGCGGGUCUUUGCAGACCGUUUGUUUUAGGAAACAGGUUUUUGAAGACUCACAUAUCCAAAACGCCAUCGCAUGCUGAUAAUCUAAUUACACGCCACGCGGUGAGCGCAAAGGUUUACGGCGUCCUGACAACUUUUUGGCUUCGGUCCGCUGCCGCCCGGGCACAUUUGGAGGUCGCAGGGGGGCAGCCCGGUUUAUAUACCCCUGGUGGUUGGCGGCUUCCAACCAACCAAAGACUGAGUAAAUGUCUCUGGACGGCGGCUGGUUGGCGUUUGAAAUGGACAGCCGCGUCAGAGCUGCUGCCAGCCGGCGAUCCGGCUGCCACCGCCCUGUGGCCAUCCAGCCGUCGCCCGAUUCGGGGACGGCGUCAUCCCCGGCUGACUGACUGACGCCUGAUGGCUGCAUUCAUGACUGUGCCAACAAUUUCCCAAAAAUUGGGCGGCGAUGUGAAAUCCUGUAGAUUCUGCCGACGCCCUCCCCAUGGCGCAGUGACAGGUGUACUUGGGACCUGGGGGGCUCACGAGUAUUUUUACUUUUAUCAAAGGGGAUUCUCAUAAUAACAGAUUAAUGGAUGUUUCCGUUUAUGUUAUUCAAUGUUCUGGCAUCAAGAAGUCUCAGAACUCAGUCGGACAAUAGAAGAGAUUUUGAUUUUUGGUCUAUUGGAGGGUCUAUUGCCCCCCUCCUCCUGUACCGAGUAUUAGAGGUGUAGUGGUUCUUUUUGAUAGGAUGUCGUCUAGUUUGGUUGUUUUCCUGACAGCUGGACGGGGAUCUUUAACUCCUCUGACACAUAAAUGUAGAUGCUUCGGAUGCAGAGUGGAACCCCAACAGCUGGGUGCUGCUUUACCUGAACUUCUGCACGACACUGUGAAGCCCACUUACAGGAAGUGGAGGACUUUAUUUAGUUUGUGGAUCUGCUAUAGAGUGAGCUUCUGUUGCCUCACAAGAGCAGCUCUCCCAGCAAACACUUCAUUGUUUUGACUCCUAAACUUUGGUUUCCGUUUUAUGUGUUUGGAGGACCUGACUGCUGUCGGCCAGAGAAGAGAAGAAAGAACUAAAACCAUCUUUGCUUCUGUCAUCAACAGACGUCAAUCAAAACCAAGGACAUGUUUUUAAGCAGCAAAUUUAAACCUGGAAAUAUAGAACGAAACCAUUGAAAUGAUUUGUGAUUUUGUCCUGUGACACUGAUUUGAUCGUCUUUGAUUCUAUUUUUGUAAAAACCUGCAAAUGUACUUUUCACUCAUUUUACGAUGUUAGUCUGUAUGUUUGAUUACUUUAAAUACUAAUACCUUUAUUUAUUAUGAGUACUUUGGAAUACUAUGCUACGUGUUUAUGAACUUUUGUAUGGAUAAUUGUGUCAAUAUAUCUGUGAAUGAAAUCUUUAUUUGUGUUUUUAUUUCUAUCUAUCAGCUGACCCAGACUAGACCAUUUUAACCUGGAACUACUGACCCGUUCUAACCAGAGCUGCUGUUCACAUGCAGGAACGCCACACAGCCGAUGCCAACUGGAACGUUCAGCAGAACUGAUGUCUGCAGCAGAACAGAGGACGUCUCAUUGGAAACUACAAAGUGGUCGGAGACGCUUCUUUUAGAAAAGAAUGUGGCUCCUCCUCAUUUCGAGAGUCCGUCGACCUUGAUCACCUUAAAUUAUUGAAAAUGAGCCCAAGUGUGGAUGACAAAAAUGUUCUGGUCUUUGGAAAAUAAUUCCUGAAAAUGUGAUGCAGAAGUUUUGAAAUUAAAGGAAUUCAAACCUUUU
This is a messenger RNA of Oryzias latipes (Japanese medaka), 6566 nucleotides long. RefSeq names its product JunE proto-oncogene, AP-1 transcription factor subunit (gene june). Gene Ontology annotation, biological process: regulation of transcription by RNA polymerase II; regulation of cell population proliferation; regulation of cell cycle. Gene Ontology annotation, cellular component: transcription regulator complex. The record is from RefSeq and is a predicted model, not a curated record. Gene Ontology annotation, molecular function: RNA polymerase II cis-regulatory region sequence-specific DNA binding; transcription factor binding; DNA-binding transcription factor activity, RNA polymerase II-specific. NCBI's taxonomy places the organism in Eukaryota, Metazoa, Chordata, Actinopteri, Beloniformes, Adrianichthyidae.